Molecule: messenger RNA, 2379 nt
Organism: Colletotrichum orchidophilum
Lineage: Eukaryota; Fungi; Ascomycota; Sordariomycetes; Glomerellales; Glomerellaceae
Product: fungal specific transcription factor domain-containing protein
Exons: 5
Coding region: 1-2379 (792 amino acids)
Biological process (GO): positive regulation of transcription from RNA polymerase II promoter by galactose; DNA-templated transcription
Cellular component (GO): nucleus
Molecular function (GO): zinc ion binding; RNA polymerase II cis-regulatory region sequence-specific DNA binding; DNA-binding transcription factor activity, RNA polymerase II-specific
Source: RefSeq, a predicted model, not a curated record
AUGGAGCAGAUUGAUGCGCAGGUCAGCGACUUGCGCUACUUGAGCCAAGCAGCCGUCCCUUUGCCGCCUGACCGGGCUGCCACUGCUGCCGCUUAUUCUCCACACAAUCAUUCUGUCCAUUCCCCCCUUUCCGCGACCCCCGGAGACAAUUCCGCACAACAACCAGGGGCCUCCAGAGGUGCAACUCAAGUCGGAACGCCAGGCUCAAGCUCCGUGUCUGGUUCCAAGAGGAAGUCAGAAGACGAGAUCAAUGCUGCCAAGCAGCAGAGAAGCAAGAGGAAUCGGUACAUAUCCAUUGCCUGUAACGAGUGUAAAAGGCGCAAAAUCAAGUGCAAUGGCGAAACUCCCUGUCAACGAUGCGGCAAUCUCAACCUGCAGUGCCUCUAUGCCCCGAACUGCUGCUCCAAUAACUUCAAGGACUCGGACGAAUACAAGACCAUGGCGGAGCAGAUGACCCGCUUGCAGGAGCAGGUCGAUAACCUCUACCAGAACAUGAAUGCACUCCGUUCCGAAACUCUGCGUCUUGCACCCAUCCAGGACAAAGUAUUACCUUUCCCCUCAAGCACAGUUCAGGCCUCCCCGGCGAGCUCGCUGUCUCCCCUCCACCGGCCUGAGUUGACCCAACCCAAGCAGGCAUCCUUUCGUGGCCCCACCAGUAUGGCCUUCAGUCUUGACAUCGCCAAUACUACUAUUCACAAUAUGGGCUACAAGGGCAUUGGGGAGGACGAACAAGGUACACCCCUGGGGGUACCUGAGGACAGUCCUUUUCGUAUGCCUCCUCAGGAAAGUCAAAUCGACCCCUUGUGGGACUUUGGCAAGGACGAAAUGAUUCGCUUAUGUCGACUACAUGACGAAGAGAUUGGCAUAAUGUAUCCUGUCAUCAAGAUACCGUCAGUCAUCGAGCACGUCCGUCACCUGACGGCUUAUAUGGACUCGGCCCGAAAGCAAGGCCUUACACCCAGUCUCAAUGAUGAAAAGACACUGCAGCUCAAGAUUGUUAUGAGUUGCGCUCUCGUCGUGGAGGAGCACGGGCACAGCGAGAAAGCUUGCAAGCUGAUUGACAGCAUGGACGCCGUACUCAACCGGAAGCUCAUGGUCGAGGCAGUCGACUUUGUGAGUCUCCCGGUCCUGGCUCUUCUCGCUGGCUACAGAUUUUUGGCCAACGAGGAAAUCCUAGCAUGGCGCGUCAUGGGCCAAGUCACUAGGCUGUGUUUGGAGAUGGGCAUCCACAGGACGACUGGCAUCGCGAAAAUUAAGAACGAAGAAGACAGGAAGAAUGCGUUGAACAGUUUCUGGUCAGCAUACGUCCUGGACCGACGGUGGGCUUUCAACACCGGCUUGCCGUUUGUAGUUCCGGACGAAGAGAUUGAUCCAGAACUCCCCAUGCCCGAAGAAUAUCCGUACCUGGUUGCUAUGAUCAGCUACUCGAGGUUGGGUGCCAAGGUCUGGCGCCAAGUCACGGACUUUGGCCCUGUCCUAGCCCGUGAGCUCCGCCAUGAAGACAUGGAGCGGUUAGAUCAGGAGAUCCUUCAAUGGUAUGAGAAUGUGCCAGAAGAAGUCAAGCUCCGGAACUGGGAUAAGGAGAAGCAAAUGACCUCGACUCCAUCAUACAACCUUCAACGCCUGCGCAUCUGGACAUAUCUUCGGUUUAACCAGAUUCGUAUAUGGCUGUAUACGCCAAUUCUGCACAGCGCUACUAGCAUCAUGAGUCACUUUGCCCAAGCUCAACGUGUUGUUGACCUUGCAAAAGACACGAUUCGUUAUCUAAGCCAUCUCAACAACACCACGAAUCUGUAUCGAAAGAUACAGGUAUUCUAUCACCAGUUCCUGACUUCGGCAAUCUCCGUUCUCUUCCUGGCUUCUGUCCACGCUCCAGUGAGGUUCAGCCCCACGUGCCGCGAGGAAUUCUACAUGGCCCUGGAGCUCGUCAAAGACCUCUCCGCCAAGAGUUGGGUUUCGAAGCGGCUAUGGCGUACAAUCAGUUCACUGAAGGAAGUUGCGCCAAGUAUUGGCCUUCGCAACCAGCCAGACGAGGAUGCGCACAGCUCCGCGGCUCUGACGAUGGCCGGACUUGCAAGCGGUGGACGUCUGCCGAACAGUCCCGCUGCCAUCGCGCCUUUCGGACGACCAUCCACGACCCCAACAAUACCCCAGCAGCAAACAACAAACUUAGAUACGGCCCACUCACCAAACAACGGAGUUCGCAUCCAAAACGAGAUGAGUCGCAUUUUCGAAGGAUAUCUGGGGCUCAAUGGCUUCGCAUCUACGGGUGACGAUGGUUUUGGUGGCCAGUCCGACGGUAGCAUACCCCCGACAACUACUGCUGUGUCGAACCCAUACGUGGACAACGUCUUUUUCCACUUCAGGGAAAUGUUCUAG